UACUCAAUUUUUCUUUUUGCUUUGCUCUCAGAAGGCAAAAAUGGUGAAACGGAGUAAAAAGAGCAAGAGUAAGAGGGUGACCUUGAAGCAGAAGCACAAGGUCCUGAGAAAGGUGAAGGAGCACCACAAGAAGAAAGCAAAGGAUGCUAAGAAGCUCGGGCUUAACCGUAAACCAAGAGUAGAGAAGGACCCAGGUAUUCCCAAUGACUGGCCUUUCAAGGAACAGGAGCUCAAGGCCUUAGAAGCUCGACGUGCACGUGCCCUCGAAGAGAUCGAACAGAAGAAAGUCGCCCGAAAAGAAAGGGCCAAAAAGAGGAAACUUGGUUUGGUUGAGGGGGAUGAUGAUGAUACCAAGACGGAAGAAGGGUAUGGAGAGGGGAAGAGCGGAGAUGACUCAACUAGAGUUGUCAAUGUUCGAGAUAACUCGGAGAGGGCUUUCUACAAGGAGCUUGUUAAAGUCAUUGAACUGUCUGAUGUCAUACUGGAGGUUCUUGAUGCCCGUGAUCCCCUUGGCUCGCGUUGUACCGACAUGGAGAGGAUGGUGAUGCAAGCUGGUCCCAAUAAACACCUUGUAUUGCUUCUUAACAAGAUUGAUCUUGUUCCCCGAGAGGCUGCUGAGAAAUGGCUUAAGUACCUUAGGGAAGAAUUUCCAGCUGUUGCCUUCAAAUGUAGUACCCAGGAACAGAGAUCAAACUUGGGUUGGAAAUCAUCGAAGGCAUCAAAACCAAGCAAUCUUUUGCAGACGAGUGAUUGUCUUGGAGCAGACACUCUUAUCAAAUUGCUGAAAAACUACUCAAGAAGUCAUGAGUUAAAAAAAUCUAUUACAGUCGGUAUUAUCGGACUCCCUAAUGUUGGGAAGAGUAGUCUUAUUAACAGUUUGAAGAGAGCUCAUGUCGUCAAUGUCGGUGCCACUCCUGGACUGACUAGGUCUCUGCAAGAGGUUCACUUGGAUAAAAACGUGAAGUUGUUGGAUUGUCCUGGAGUUGUGAUGCUCAAAUCUUCAGGAAAUGAUGCUUCUAUAGCUCUCAGGAAUUGUAAAAGAAUCGAGAAGUUGGAUGAUCCAGUUAGUCCAGUGAAGGAAAUCCUCAAGCUUUGUUCAACACAAAUGCUGGUGACUCUGUACAAAAUCCCGAGCUUCGAAUCAGUUGAUGAUUUUCUUUAUAAAGUUGCCACCGUAAGGGGUAAGCUUAAAAAAGGAGGUCUUGUGGAUAUUGAAGCUGCUGCAAGGAUUGUUUUGCAUGACUGGAAUGAAGGUAAAAUUCCGUACUUUACAAUGCCUCCAAAGAGGGACCAAGGUGAACACGUAGAGUCAAAGAUUGUGACCGAGUUGGCUAAGGAAUUCAACAUCGAUGAGGUUUACAGUGGUGAAUCCUCUUUCAUUGGGAGCUUGAAGUCGGUUAAUGAUUUCAACCCUGUUGAAGUUCCAUCUAAUGGUCCUCUCAAUUUCGAUGAAACUAUGAUCGAGGAUGGGUCUAAGUCUCAGACCGAAGAAGAGCCUGUCCUUGAGAGCGAUGAUGAGUCUAUGGGAGGGGAAGAGGAGGAGGAGGAAACAGUAAAGUCGAAGAAGAAAUCAGAGAAGAGCAUGCAGAAUGAGAAGCUAUACGUAGCUGAGAGUAUGCUGAAUACAAAACAGCAGAAAGCGGAGAAGAAGAGGAGAAAGAAAGGGAAAAAAGCAGCAGCUGGUGAAGAUCUGAUGGACGGAGAUUACGAUUUCAAAGUAGAUUAUGCGAAGAACAAAGCUACAGCCAUGGAUGAAGGAGACGAUUUCGAACUGGAGGUUAAAGUUCCAAUGGCUGGACUUUUGCCUGAAGAAUGAGUGAUUUAUAUAAACAACGUUAUUUGUUUUGUUUUUUUGCGUUUAUGAUUUGGUCGAGUAAACAUUUAAUAUAUAGAUUUGCUUCAUGAUGUAGUAGUGACACUAAAAGCAAUUUUGAUUUCUACAGUAGACC
This is a messenger RNA of Eutrema salsugineum, 1949 nucleotides long. Its product is annotated as guanine nucleotide-binding protein-like NSN1. The record is from RefSeq and is a predicted model, not a curated record. Gene Ontology annotation, cellular component: nucleolus. Lineage: Eukaryota; Viridiplantae; Streptophyta; Magnoliopsida; Brassicales; Brassicaceae. The transcript has 9 exons. Gene Ontology annotation, molecular function: GTP binding. Bases 41 to 1816 code for a protein of 591 amino acids.